CAAUGGGAUCUACGUAAAGUUGAUAAUUAUGAGUGUUAUGAGGAAUUUGAUUGGGAAGUUCAAUGGCAAAAAGAAGGAGAUUCGUUAGCUCGUUAUUUAGUUCGAAUUGGUGAAAUGACGGAAUCUAUAAAAAUUAUUCAACAGGCUUUGGAAGGAAUUCCCGGCGGACCAUAUGAAAAUUUAGAAAUUCGCUGCUUAGAUAAAGAAACAGAGCCAGAAUGGAAUGAUUUUGAAUAUCGAUUUAUUAGUAAAAAAGCGUCUCCGACUUUUGAAUUGCCGAAACAAGAACUUUAUGUAAGAGUUGAGGCUCCUAAGGGAGAAUUAGGAAUUUUUCUAAUAGGUGAUCAAAAUGGUUUUCCUUGGAGAUGGAAAAUUCGUCCACCGGGUUUUAUCAAUUUGCAAAUUCUUCCUCAAUUAGUUAAAACAAUGAAAUUGGCCGAUAUUAUGACAAUACUAGAAAUACAAGAUAUCCAUUUUUUUUUCAGAUUGGAAUCUUUUAAAGAGGUAUAUGGAAUUCUAUGGGUAUUUGCCCCUAUUUUUAUUCUUGUAUUAGGAAUCACAAUAAGUGUACUAGCAAUUGUAUGGUUAGAAAGAGAAAUAUCCGCAGGGAUACAACAGCGUAUUGGACCUGAAUAUGCUGGUCCUUUUGGAGUUCUUCAAGCUCUAGCAGACGGAACAAAACUACUUUUCAAGGAGAAUCUUAUUCCAUCUAGAGGAGAUAUUAAUUUAUUCAGUAUCGGACCAUUCAUAUCAGUCAUAUCAAUUAUAAUAAGCUAUUCAGUAAUUCCUUUUAAUUAUAACUUUGUUUUAUCUGACCUCAAUAUCGGUGUUUUUUUAUGGAUUGCUAUUUCAAGUAUUGCUCCCAUUGGACUUCUUAUGUCAGGAUAUGGGUCAAAUAAUAAAUAUUCCUUUUUGGGUGGUCUACGAGCUGCUGCUCAAUCGAUUAGUUAUGAAAUACCAUUAACUCUAUGUGUGUUAUCAAUAUCUCUACGAUUAUCUAACAGCUUAAGUACAGUUGAUAUAGUUGAAGCGCAAUCCAAAUAUGGUUUUUGGGGAUGGAAUUUGUGGCGUCAACCUAUGGGUUUCAUCGUUUUUCUAAUUUCUUCUUUAGCAGAAUGUGAAAGAUUACCUUUUGAUUUACCAGAAGCGGAAGAAGAAUUAAUAGCGGGUUAUCAAACCGAAUAUUCGGGUAUCAAAUUUGGCUUAUUUUACAUUGCUUCCUAUUUAAACCUAUUAAUUUCUUCCUUGUUUGUAACAGUUCUUUACUUUGGUGGUCCGAAUAUCUCUAUUCCGUACAUAUUUGUUUCUGAAUUUUUUGAAAUAAAUAAAGCAUAUGGAGUUUUUGUAACAACAAUUGGUAUCUUUAUUACACUAGCUAAAACUUAUUUGUUCUUAUUCGUUUCUAUCACAACAAGAUGGACUUUACCUAGGCUAAGAAUAGAUCAAUUAUUAAAUUUUGGAUGGAAGUUUCUUUUACCCAUUUCUCUCGAAAGAAAAAAAACAAAAAUAAUCAGAGAUAUUCACGAUAUGUUCCUUAUGAUAACUGGAUUUAUGAAUUAUGGUCAACAAACAGUCCGAGCUGCAAGGUACAUUGGUCAAAGUUUCACGAUUACCUUAUCUCACGCAAAUCGUUUACCUGUAACUAUUCAAUAUCCUUAUGAAAAAAUAAUCACAUCGGAACGUUUCCGUGGUCGAAUACAUUUCGAAUUUGAUAAAUGCAUUGCUUGUGAAGUAUGUGUUCGUGUAUGUCCCAUAGAUCUACCCGUUGUUGAUUGGAAACUGGAAACUGAUAUUCGAAAGAAACGAUUGCUUAAUUACAGUAUUGAUUUCGGAAUCUGUAUAUUUUGUGGUAACUGUAUUGAGUAUUGUCCAACAAAUUGUUUAUCAAUGACUGAAGAAUAUGAACUUUCGACUUAUGAUCGUCACGAAUUGAAUUAUAAUCAAAUUGCUUUGGGCCGUUUACCAGUGUCAGUAAUUGAUGAUUAUACAAUUCGAACAAUUCAAAUAAAAUUAAGUUAAUUAUAAUAUAAUUAUAAAAUCUUUUUCUAAAAAUAAAGAUUAUAUAAAUCAAAUCAUAUUCGAUAUAUUUCUAUAUAUAAAUAUAUGUAUUUGAAUAAUAUAUAUGAAUAAUAUAAAUUUGGAUAAUAAGAAAAAUGUUAUUAAAAAAAAAGAAUAAAUCUUAGAGGUAGAUAUUUUUAUAUUAGAUAUUCUAUUAGUAGAAAUAUUCGAUACAUAUAUUAUAUAUAUACUUUAGUUUUCGUAUAGUUUCAAACUACUCUUUCAUAGAAAGAAUGGAAUGACAUUGAUCCUAUAACUGUACCUAUAGCAAUUCACACUUAUUAUCUUAGGAUUUGAUUGAAUUCAAUGCGGAGAGAAAUUUAGUAUUUAGUAUAUAAUUUUUUUCCUGGUCAUAUCAAUAAAGUCAUGAAAUUUCGAUUUAUUUAUCUCUUAUUUUACAUAUAAUGGAUUUGCCUGAACCGAUACA
Molecule: messenger RNA, 2485 nt
Organism: Abrus precatorius (Indian licorice)
Lineage: Eukaryota; Viridiplantae; Streptophyta; Magnoliopsida; Fabales; Fabaceae
Product: NAD(P)H-quinone oxidoreductase subunit 1, chloroplastic-like
Exons: 4
Biological process (GO): aerobic respiration
Cellular component (GO): membrane
Molecular function (GO): NADH dehydrogenase (ubiquinone) activity; NAD binding; quinone binding
Source: RefSeq, a predicted model, not a curated record